UUAGUUGCUGAAAUACUCACAAUAAAAACUAUACUUGAACGGCGAAAAAAGGUUAUUAUUAUCUUACCCUUUGUGUCUAUAGUUAGAGAAAAAAUGUUUUAUUUGCAAGAUAUAUUGUCCAGUUGUGGAAUAAGAGUUGAGGGUUUCAUGGGCUCCCAAGCUCCACCAGGCGGUUUUCAGGCAGUCCACCUAGCUAUUUGUACUAUAGAGAAAGCUAACAGCUUGAUAAAUAAACUUUUAGAUGAAGGUAGUAUAUCAGAGCUGGGUGCAAUUAUUGUUGAUGAGUUACACCUGCUUGGAGAUUCUCAUAGAGGAUACAUAUUAGAACUGUUACUUACUAAAAUUAAAUAUAUAACUUCCAAGUCAGAUUUUCAAACUCAGAUUGUUGGCAUGUCUGCUACUCUACCGAAUUUGGAGUUAUUGGCCCAAUGGUUGGGUGCAGAGUUAUUUGUUACUGAUUAUAGACCUAUUCCUCUAGAUGAGUUCUGUUUAGUAGGCAACAAAUAUUAUGAUAAGGACAGGAAUGUUAUUAAUGUUGUUAACAGUUUUAAUAAUUUGUGUGUUGAAAAUGAUAAUGUAUUAAACAUUUGCUUAGAUACAAUCAAGGAAGGUUGUUCCAUUCUUAUCUUUUGCUUGACCAAGAAUAGAUGUGAAAACUUAGCACAAACUAUAUCAUCAUCAUUUAAUAAACUUGGAUGUGCGGGCGGUGAAAUGGGUUGUAUAUUGAGAAAGCAAUUAAGUGUAGAAUGCAUUACAGAAGUGCUGGAACAACUUAAGAACUGUCCGGUAGGAUUAGAUGAUUUUUUAAAAAGAACAAUAUCAUUUGAGUUGCAUAUCAUCAUGCUGGACUGACAUUUGAUGAAAGAGAUAUUAUUGAAGGUGGUUUUAAAUCUGGGGCGAUAAGAGUUUUAGUUGCUACAUCAACAUUGAGUUCUGGUGUCAAUUUACCUGCCAGAAAGGUAAUAAUCAGGUCACCAGUUUUUCAAAGGCAACCUAUUAACAUACUGAGUUAUAAACAAAUGGUUGGUAGAGCUGGUAGAAUGGGCAAGGACACAAAAGGUGAAAGUAUACUUGUCUGUAGUGAGGCAGAGAAGCAAAUUGGGUUUGAUUUGAUGACAGGUGAAUUAGAACCCGUGAGGAGUUGUAUAGAAAGUGAAGAUAAAUUUAUGAGAGCGGUUCUAGAGAUGAUAGCAAGUCAAGUGGUUUGCACAAAAGAGGAAUUAGAUCUAUAUGCCAAAUGUACUUUAUUAUACAACCAGUAGGAUGCUACCUCAUCAAAGAAUUUUCUUCUUGAAAACACUCUGGAUGAAUUGAUAAACUUUGAACUGAUAAGAUGUCAGGAUGAAGAGGAUGUAAAACAUUAUGUUGCAACACCUUUGGGUAAAGCCUGCCUUUCAUCAUCAAUGGCACCGAAUGAUGGUCUGUCACUGUUUUGUGAGCUACAAAAGGCCCGACAGUGUCUAGUGCUAGAAACAGAUCUUCAUUUAAUUUACUUAGUGACUCCGUACAGUGUCAGCAGCCAAUGGAGUAAUAUUGAUUGGUUGCACUUGUUGACAUUGUGGGAAUCUUUGACAAAAGCUAUGAAAAGGGUGGGAGAGCUGGUGGGAGUACAGGAGAGUUUUAUUAUACGUAAUUUAAGAGGAGGCAAUAAAAUCAAGAGUGAUCAAAAUAAAUUAAACAUACAUAAAAGAUUUUACACAGCCUUGGCUUUACAAGAUCUAGUGAAUGAAGUACCACUAUCUGAGGUUGCAGUAAAAUUUCAAUGUGCUCGAGGAUUUUUACAAAGUCUUCAGCAGGCAGCAGCUACUUUUGCAGUGCUUUGUUGUAGGUAUGGUGACAGCUUUUUGUCGGCAAUUGGGUUGGAAAAACAUGGAAAUGUUAAUAUCACAAUUUCAGGACCGUUUACAUUUCGGUAUUCACUCUGAAUUACUCGAGUUGAUGGGGCUGCCGUCUUUAAACGGCAAAAGGGCGCGUACCUUAUUUGAUGCGGGCUAUGAAACAAUCUCUAGUAUUGCUUUAGCUGAUAUAAAUGUAAUUGAAAAUGUAUUACUUAAAUCUGUUCCGUUUGAAAGCGAGAAAGAGAGAGAAGGUGAUGACGAUAGUGAAGUAAAAAAACGUAACAAAAUAAAAAACAUCUGGGUGACUGGUUAUUGUGGAAUGACUGCAAAGGAAGCCGCUUUAAACCUUAUUGUUGAAGCUAGAAAUUAUUUAGAAAAAGAAAUUGGUGUUAGCAAUAUUAAGUGGACUAAUGAAAUAAAUUGUACACAAAUUCCGCUAGGUGUAAAUGAAAUAAAUGAACUGAAUGAGGAAAAAUCAGAUGAUAAAAUGAUUCCCAAAGUUUAUAGAAAUUGUUCAAUUAUAGAAAAUGAAGAAUCAAAUAUUUUGCCAAACAAAUCUAGUCAAAGCAAUAAUGUUAAUGAAGUACUUUGUGGUUCCUCUAAACACCCUAUUGGAAAAAAUCCGAAUAAUUAUUCCCUACUUGAACACAAGCCUCCAAAAGACAAAAAUGUACUUGAGAAUUUAAAUAAUGAAAUAUUGGAAAUGAAAUGUACUCCUACCCUUGAAAAUAUUAGAAACUGUGAUAGUAAAAGCCAAUGUUCCGGAAAAAAAGAUGAUAUUAUAUGGGAUUCUUUAAACCUUACUGAGGCGGCUCUUGAAAAUAUUACAAAACUACGUACUCCGAAUACAAUGUUUUCGCCGAAUAUAAGUUUCGGUGAGACAGAUGAUAAAACUGAAGCUUCUGAGAAUCAGGUCGAUAGUACCGACAAAAUAACCCCAUCUAAGAGUACGUCUACCAAAGAUGUGAGUUUGUUUUCCUCCGAUGGCGAUACUUCUAGCAUUUUCAACGAUAGUCUGCCAAUAGAUUUAAUUCCUAGUAAAUUGCUUGAUAAUAAAAACAAUUUACCUAUCAACCAUCAAAUUGCUUUGGAUUUGGAAGUUAUUAAUUCUGAAUCCAUUCUUAACGCUUUUAAAUCUACGUUAGUCCCAGUUGACGAUGAUGAAGAUAUUAAAUUAGUUUAUGAAGAAGAUGACGAUGAAAAUAAAGAAACCAAUAAAUGUUUAAACGUGUCUGAUGAUAUCGAAGUAAUAGAGACACAGGACAUAAAUUUAACUGUAAAAGAAAAUCAUUUUAAAAGCCCUUUUAAACGUCCACCUCAAAAUCCUAAAAACACUACUCAACCAGUUUCAAAGAAGAAGAAAACUGAUAGAUUACAAACAGUGAGAAGAAUGAAAUGUCCAUUAUUUAAAAUAGUUACAAAUUUUGAAAAAUCAAAGAAAUAUACUAUAGGGAUAAGUACAUAUAAAUUAAAUUGCUUUUUAUUAAAAGAAAAUGAUAUUUACGAUAAUAUACAUGUGAUUGAAAAUCUUAAAAGAGCAUCGAUUUAUUUAAAUGUUAAAAGUUCUGUUUUACCGUCAAAUGAAAUUAUAGGGAGAAGCAUAUUGAACUUCAAACCUCAUCUAGAAGACUUAAACCCAUGUGCCAUACAAGGCAUAGCUGUUUAUUUUGAACCAAUGACGUGCUUGUACUUUGACUUGCGAGGACUUGAGGGUGAUAUUUCUGUAUUUAAGAAAAGAUUGUCAUCGUGGUUACGUAAAGAUAUUACGUUGAAAUUGUUAUCACUAAAAACUUUAAAUUUUCACAUAAAAAGGUGGCUCGGUGUCGAUAUACAGGCCUCUUGCGUGGAUAUUUCGCUUUCUGAGUGGUUAAUAGAUAGCGAUGAAAAGAUACCAAAUAUUGCGUAUUUAAUGAAGAAAUACUGCAAAAUAGACUUAUCCACAAUUUCAGUAAAGAUAGACAAUCGACAAAAGAAAUUCAGGAACUUAGAUGUAUUUGAAGACAUGUGUAUAAAAGGAUGGUCGGUGGGAAUGAUUGCAGACCAACAAGAACAAUAUUUGCGUAAUCAUCUUCAGCAAAUGAUUGAUAUCGAAAUUCAAGUUUCAAAGAUUCUCGCCAACUGCGAGCAUCACGGUAUCACGGUGGAUAAAGAUCUCACGUCUAGACUUUUGAUUGAUGUAAGAAAUUCGCAGGAAAUUCUGCAAAAGAAGGCAUUUAAACUGUGCGGGUAUCAUUUUAACUUUAAUUCAUCAAAAGAUGUUGCUAAGGUUUUAGGUAUAAACAACGGUAUUCGUAAAGUGAGUACGAAAAAAAGUGUAUUAACGUCGCAUCACAGUCCCAUGGCGAGCAUUGUUAUAUAUUGGAGGAAACUCAAUUCAAUUCUGACCAAAACACUAUAUCCGUUAACUGAGAAGGCGUGUAUAUACACCGAAGGGGAUAG
This is a messenger RNA of Manduca sexta (tobacco hornworm), 4277 nucleotides long. RefSeq names its product DNA polymerase theta-like. Gene Ontology annotation, biological process: double-strand break repair via alternative nonhomologous end joining; DNA-templated DNA replication. NCBI's taxonomy places the organism in Eukaryota, Metazoa, Arthropoda, Insecta, Lepidoptera, Sphingidae. Gene Ontology annotation, molecular function: DNA binding; DNA-directed DNA polymerase activity. The record is from RefSeq and is a predicted model, not a curated record.